Lepus europaeus (European hare) is the source of this 3090-nucleotide messenger RNA. It is a transcript of the gene FLCN, whose product is annotated as folliculin. Gene Ontology annotation, cellular component: cytosol. Bases 743 to 2482 code for a protein of 579 amino acids. Gene Ontology annotation, biological process: positive regulation of transforming growth factor beta receptor signaling pathway; positive regulation of GTPase activity; negative regulation of transcription by RNA polymerase II. The transcript is spliced from 13 exons. Gene Ontology annotation, molecular function: GTPase activator activity. Lineage: Eukaryota; Metazoa; Chordata; Mammalia; Lagomorpha; Leporidae. The record is from RefSeq and is a predicted model, not a curated record.
GGCCCGGCCGUGCGCUGCGGCCGCGACCACCCGUCCCUCAGGGCCGGCUCCGGCCGCACCUGGGCCUGUCCGGCGGGACGGCGAGGGCCCGGCCGAGUGCGGGGCGGGCAGCGGUGGGCGAGUGGCGUGGGGCGUUGCGGAGAGCUGGAGAUGGAGGGAGCGUGAGGCCCCCUCCUAGCUCCUCGGCGGCGGCGGAGGAGCCGGGGCCGUUGCUUGGUGCCGAUUUGACGUUGCCCUGCUCUCUCCCGGUGCCCCUACUCCAGCGCCGGCCCGGGUUUGCCCUGGAAGAUCGCAGUUCUUCCUAGGGUUGGUGGACGUGGCCGAGAAUGCUUGGCCCAGUGGAGGUCAGCAGCAGGGGGUGAGAGAAGCAGCGUGCCUUGGACACCCGGCGCCACCCCGGUGUCCAGCCAGGGUGGUGGUGGUGGGGGGACCUUUGUCACUGCAGGGAAAGGCGGCAGCCGGUGGCACUGGCUUAUCACUGUUGUCAUCGCGUCCUUGAGCAACCCUGGCACGUGACCUUGUGUCUGCUGUCCGCGAAAACCUAGUUGGUGUGGCCUCGGCCUGCUCCAGGCAUCCGGGCUGAGCGUCCUGCCAUCUGCGCUUGCGUCACCUGCCUCCGGGAACGCUCAGGCCAGGGCCGGAACCUCCGCUCUCCACGCUCGCACCCACCUGCUUCUCUUCCGUUUUGCCUCUGCCGUUCCCAGCCCCUGCGGCGUCCGGGUCAGCUGACGGGCAGGGCACCAUGAACGCCAUCGUCGCCCUGUGUCACUUCUGCGAGCUGCACGGCCCCCGCACACUCUUCUGCACGGAGGUGCUGCACGCCCCGCUUCCCCAGGGGGCCGGGAGCGGGGACAGCCCCGGCCAGGGCGAGCAGGCCGAGGAGGAGGAAGGCGGCAUCCAGAUGAGCGGCCGCGUCCGUGCCCACAGCCCUGCAGAGGGGGCUGGCGCCGAGCCGGGCAGUGCGGGGCCCAGGAAGUCGGACAUGUGCGAGGGCUGCCGCUCUCUGGCCGCCGGCCACCCGGGCUACAUCAGCCACGACAAGGAGACUUCCAUCAAGUAUGUCAGUCACCAGCACCCCAACCACCCCCAGCUCUUCAGCAUCGUCCGCCAGGCCUGUGUCCGCAGCCUGAGCUGCGAGGUCUGCCCCGGCCGUGAAGGUCCCAUCUUCUUCGGGGACGAGCAGCACGGCUUCGUGUUCAGCCACACGUUCUUCAUCAAGGACAGCCUGGCCCGGGGCUUCCAGCGCUGGUACAGCAUCAUCGCCAUCAUGAUGGACCGCAUCUACCUCAUCAGCUCCUGGCCUUUCCUGCUGGCCAGGGUGCGGGCCAUCAUCGACGAGCUGCAGGGCAAAGCCCUCAAGGUGUUUGAGGCGGAGCAGUUUGGGUGUCCGCAGCGCGCACAGCGGAUGAACACGGCCUUCACGCCCUUCCUGCACCAGCGGCACGGCAACGCGGCGCGCUCGCUCACGUCCCUGACCAGCGACGACAACCUGUGGGCCUGCCUGCACACCUCCUUCGCCUGGCUCCUGAAAGCGUGCGGCAGCCGGCUGACGGAGAAGCUGCUGGAAGGCGCGCCGACCGAGGACACCCUGGUGCAGAUGGAGAAGCUGGCCGACCUGGAAGAGGAGUCGGAGAGCUGGGACAACUCGGAGGCCGAGGAGGAGGAGAAGGCCCCCGUGCUGCCCGGGGGCGCCGACGGGCGGGAGCUGACCAAGUGCCCGACAGACUCGUCCUUGCUCUCGGAGCGCGGCAGCUGGCAGCCCCGCAAGCCGACCGGCUUCAAGUCGCUGCGACACAUGAGACAGGUGCUGGGCGCCCAGUCCUUCCGCAUGCUGGCCUGGCACGUGCUCAUGGGGAACCAGGUGAUCUGGAAAAGCAGAGACGUGGACCUGGUCCACUCGGCGUUCGAGGUCCUCCGGACCAUGCUGCCGGUGGGCUGCGUGCGCAUCAUCCCGUACAGCAGCCAGUACGAGGAGGCCUAUCGCUGCAACUUCCUGGGGCUCAGCCCGCAGGUGCAGGUCCCCGCCCACGUGCUGUCCUCAGAGUUCGCUGUCGUCGUGGAGGUCCACGCGGCCCCCCGCUCCACCCUCCUCCCGGCCGGCCGCGAGGACGAGCAGCCUCUGAGCAAGUAUGAGUUCGUGGUGACCAGCGGGAGCCCCGUGGCCGCGGACCGAGUGGGCCCCACCAUCCUGAACAAGAUCGAAGCGGCUCUGACCAACCAGAAUCUGUCUGUGGACGUGGUGGACCAGUGCCUCGUCUGCCUCAAGGAGGAGUGGAUGAACAAAGUGAAGGUGCUGUUCAAGUUCACCAAGGUGGACAGCCGGCCCAAAGAGGAUACGCAGCGGCUCCUGAGCGUGCUGGGCGCGGCCGAGGAGGACAACGUGAAGCUGCUCAAGUUCUGGAUGACCGGCCUGAGCAAGACCUACAAGUCGCACCUCAUGUCCACCGUCCGCAGCCCCACGGCCUCCGAGGCGCGGAGCUGACCCGCGUCCCAGCCGGAGGGGUGGCUGGCACGGAGUGCGUCCCCUAGGAACGCGGGGUUGUGGGGAUGGGGACCGGGCCCGGCGCUGGGGCGCCCGUGAUGGGGAGGGCUCGGGGGCACACGCAGCUUGUGCCUCCCCGGGACUCGGGCAGAGUGGGCCCGUGCCGGCGUGGCCGCGAGCUCUCUGCAGGGUCCCGAGCCGAGCGCGAGCUUCCUGGGUCUGCGCAGUGACGUCGUGCGCGUCCCCGCCCCUGCGCUGUGGGAAUGCGCGCCCCGAGGCUCAUGGACUUGUCUCCUGGGGGGUUGCCUGCAGCGGCAGUGGAGCCGCCAUCCUUGCCGCAGGAGCACAGUGGUGGGGGGUGCUUGCCCCCUGUGCCGCCAGGGCUGCAGCCAGCAGUUCCCAGCAGUUCCCGCGGCUUCAUGCCCCUCCCCCGGCCCCACUGCCUCCAUGAGCGCUCGUGGCUUGGAGAGGUUGGCAGUUUGCUGAUCUGUUUGUAGUUUGUUUUUGUGUUCUUUUAAUUUAUGUUUAACACGAAGAUCAGGUUUAUAUGACUGGCUCUCUGUAGGAGGCCAAAAACAUUGAAACACAAUAAAGUAUUUUUCUAAGCU